Molecule: messenger RNA, 549 nt
Organism: Hibiscus syriacus
Lineage: Eukaryota; Viridiplantae; Streptophyta; Magnoliopsida; Malvales; Malvaceae
Exons: 1
Coding region: 1-549 (182 amino acids)
Source: RefSeq, a predicted model, not a curated record
AUGCCUUCUUCACGUAACGGAUCAUCCCAAAUAUUUGGGAUUUGGUUUACGGAGUCUUGUGGAACGACGUGGCCUAUCAGUUAUUCAAUUGGGAACCUGUUUUUGACGACAUAUAGCAUGUACAACCCAGUUGGAAAAGAUAUAGACUUAUCUGAGUUGGGUUAUCUAUUGAUACUAGCAACAAAAAGUGCCCCUAAUGAUCCCCAGAUUGUUCUGCAAGGCUUUAAAACGAUGACAGAGCAACUCAACCAUCUUGUAGAAAUGGUGUCAAAAGGGAAUGCAGAUUUAUUUGUUUUAAGCAGCUUGAUCAAUACCUUGGAUGCAAAUGAAGAUUUUGGGUGGGGAAAGGGGACGCUGCUUGGCAUUCCAGGGAUUGAUAGCCAUAAUCGAGAGUUAUGCAACAGUUUCUUUAUUAAAAACGCUAGGCAGCACAACGCCAUUGAAGUAUGGGUUACUGUACCCGAGAAAGAGAUAGAUUUUCUUGAACGGGAUCCAGAGUUCCUCGCAUUUGCUUCUCCAAAUUCUUACUUUGAUAGAAGUAAGAUCUAA